AUGGCGCUAAGCGAGCCCAUCCUCCCGUCCUUCUCCACUUUCGCUAGCCCUUGCCGGGAGCGCGGCCUGCAGGAGCGCUGGCCGCGCACCGAGCCCGAGGCAGGCGGCACCGACGACGACCUCAACAGCGUGUUGGACUUCAUCCUGUCCAUGGGGCUGGACGGCCUGGGAGCUGAGUCCGCCCCGGAGCCCCCGCCACCCCCGCCGCCCCCGCCGCCUGCGUUCUACUACCCGGACCCCGGCGCGCCGCCUCCCUAUGGAGCCCCCGCGGGCGGUUUGGUGUCCGAGUUGCUGCGGCCCGAACUGGACGUGCCACCGGGACCCGCGCUGCACGGUCGCUUUCUGCUGGCGCCGCCGGGCCGCCUGGUGAAGGCUGAGCCCCCCGAGGCGGACGGCGGCGGCGGCGGCUAUGGCUGCCCGCCCGGCCUGGCCCGCGGACCACGGGGCCUCAAGCGCGAGGGCGCCCCGGGCCCGGCCGCCGCGUGCAUGCGAGGCCCCGGGGGCCGCCCCCCGCCACCGGCCGACACGCCACCGCUCAGCCCCGAUGGCCCUGCGCGCCUGCCUGCACCCGGCCCGCGCGCCCCCUUCCCGCCUCCCUUCGGCGGCCCGGGCUUCGGGGCGCCCGGGCCCGGCCUGCAUUACGCGCCGUCCGCGCCCGCCGCCUUCGGUCUCUUUGACGACGCGGCCGCCGCCGCCGCGGCUCUGGGCUUGGCGCCAUCCGCCGCCCGAGGUCUCCUCACGCCGCCUGCGUCUCCGCUGGAGCUGCUGGAGGCCAAGCCCAAGCGCGGCCGCCGGUCCUGGCCGCGGAAACGCACGGCCACGCACACCUGCAGCUACGCGGGCUGCGGCAAGACCUACACCAAGAGCUCGCACCUCAAGGCGCACCUGCGCACGCAUACAGGCGAGAAGCCCUACCACUGCAACUGGGAAGGCUGCGGCUGGAAGUUCGCGCGAUCGGACGAGCUCACGCGCCACUACCGCAAGCACACGGGCCACCGGCCCUUCCAGUGCCACCUGUGCGACCGUGCCUUUUCGCGCUCCGACCACCUGGCGCUGCACAUGAAGCGACACAUGUAG
Messenger RNA from Rangifer tarandus platyrhynchus (Svalbard reindeer), 1077 nucleotides. Lineage: Eukaryota; Metazoa; Chordata; Mammalia; Artiodactyla; Cervidae. The record is from the annotation of a GenBank genome assembly.